AUGGCCCGCCGUCCUGCGAGAUGCUACCGGUACUGCAAGAACAAGCCGUACCCUAAGUCGCGCUUCAACCGUGGUGUCCCCGACCCCAAGAUUCGUAUCUUCGAUCUUGGCCGCAAGCGCGCUACCGUCGAUGACUUCCCUCUCUGCAUCCACAUGGUCUCCAACGAGUUGGAGCAGUUGAGCUCUGAGGCCCUUGAGGCCGCUCGUAUUUGCGCCAACAAGUACCUCGUCAAGACCGCCGGUAAGGAGGGUUUCCACCUCCGCGUCCGCGUCCACCCUUACCACGUCGUCCGUAUCAACAAGAUGUUGUCUUGCGCUGGUGCCGAUAGACUUCAGACUGGUAUGCGUGGUGCCUGGGGUAAGCCCAACGGCACUGUCGCCCGUGUCUCCAUCGGCCAGAUCAUCAUGUCUGUCCGUACUCGUGACUCCAACAAGGCUUUCGCCCUUGAGGCCCUCCGCCGCUCCCAGUACAAGUUCCCCGGUCGCCAAAAGAUCAUCAUCUCCAAGAACUGGGGUUUCACCCCUCUUCGCCGCGACGAGUACCUCGAGAAGAAGGCUGCUGGCAAGCUCCUCAUCGAUGGUGCCUACGUCCAGUUCCUCGGCAACCGUGGCUCUCUCGAGCGCAACAUGAAGCGUUUCCCCGGCGCUUUCGCCACCGAGGCUUAA
Molecule: messenger RNA, 666 nt
Organism: Sordaria macrospora k-hell
Lineage: Eukaryota; Fungi; Ascomycota; Sordariomycetes; Sordariales; Sordariaceae
Product: 60S ribosomal protein uL16
Biological process (GO): translation; ribosomal large subunit assembly
Cellular component (GO): ribosome; cytosolic large ribosomal subunit
Molecular function (GO): structural constituent of ribosome
Source: RefSeq, a predicted model, not a curated record